AUGAUUGGUAAGAUUAUAUGAAAUUCGGAAAUGCGGUGUAAACUCGAGAUUAAGUCCUGGUAAAACAUAAGAUUAGGCUCAGUGUACGAACAAAUGUCUUGGAGUCGUGAUCUUGCAAAGUUUGCUUGUAAACUAAUUAUAACGAAAUCUCCGAAGGGAAGUCGACUUUUUGGCGUAACAGGAAGCGCUCACCCGAGAUUAUGUUUGGUUUCGAAAUUUAUUAUACUCGGGGUGCUGUAGGCUAAAGUACGAAUACAAAAUACAAUAUUAUAACUUAUAGAGCGGUCGGUCGUACUUUUCAUUGAUAACGCAGUUGUACGUUCAAAGUUCAAAUUUAUAAACAAUAGCACAAGUGUUUAUUCAACCCUUUUUAUAUUUUAAAAUCGUUUUUCUUUGAUCUAUAGCAUUAUGAUUUCAGAUCUACGUAAUGUUGAUGUCCCCGGGCCCUCGCAAGAAGCCCACGUCUUCGUCUCACCGAUCCGACGGCCUCAAUCUUCCCGAACCACCUUCUCCGUCGACGCAUCCUCUCCGAUCCCAUCAGCAUCUACUACAACAUCUUUGAACUCAACUUUGCAUCGGUUCUCUCCGAUGUCCCAGAAUAACUCGACUUCUCAACAUUCGAUAAAAGAUCAGAAAACGAGGACAGUUCGGGAUUUCAUAAAACAAAUCAAGUCGUUCAGACACCAGAUCCGGGAAGCUCAAGAGCCUUCGAAUGGGUCUAGAGCAGCUUCGGGAUUGGGGAAUCCAAAACUUUUGAUUAAUGGGACGCCGUUCAGCUGA
Molecule: messenger RNA, 780 nt
Organism: Bursaphelenchus xylophilus (pine wood nematode)
Lineage: Eukaryota; Metazoa; Nematoda; Chromadorea; Rhabditida; Aphelenchoididae
Source: the annotation of a GenBank genome assembly